Molecule: messenger RNA, 5332 nt
Organism: Synchiropus splendidus (mandarinfish)
Lineage: Eukaryota; Metazoa; Chordata; Actinopteri; Syngnathiformes; Callionymidae
Gene: sphk2
Product: sphingosine kinase 2
Exons: 7
Coding region: 1119-3737 (872 amino acids)
Biological process (GO): sphinganine-1-phosphate biosynthetic process; sphingosine biosynthetic process; positive regulation of apoptotic process
Cellular component (GO): cytoplasm; intracellular membrane-bounded organelle; membrane
Source: RefSeq, a predicted model, not a curated record
UGGUCUGUCGAUGAUUGGAGAAUGUCGGUGGGUGUUGCGAUGUUUUCGUUAUCGCCAUUGGACUUCCUCUCCGCCGCUCAGAGCUGCUGCUCGGUCUCCCAGACGCUUCCUGCUCCGGCCAGCUACACACUGUCGCGCCAACAUUGGAGGCAAGAUGAGGAAAAGAGACUGUUGGGAGGGAACGUGAAGCUUCACAUAUAGACUUUACCAUGCCUGAGGACCUACCUGGAAGUUGCAUGUCUUACGUUUCCCUUUUUGGUUUGGCCUUUUGGUCCAACUGUUCAGUCCUCCCAUGUUUGUUUAGGAGAACAGAGGCUGCAGUGUAAGUUAAGAUGAAACUUAGUUCUACAGCCUCCCUGACUGCUGGACACACAGGCCAUGUUAUCCCUCCCCCUGCCUUCUUAGAAAACUGCAAUAGAUAGAUUAAAUAAGGCUUAAAUCAUAUCAUAUUUUUGUGUAAUUUAUAUUUUGUUCAAGCACUUCAAAUGCAACAUAUUCUGUAUAGAUUUUGAUCGUUUUCUAAUUUAACAAUCACUGCCUCCUUGUUCUACCAAGCUGUGUUCACGUUUUCAGUAUGUAGUGGAUUGUUGUUUUCAGUGCAUCUUUAGUUUUCUGUCUGCUCCAUUUGAAUAAUUAAUUUAAAGAGUUUUGUCAAUAUUCUAGCUGCUGUAAUUGUGAAUAGCUUCACGUUUCUUUGUAUUUUGUGUUGAACUCUCAUAGAGAAGUCUUAUUGAAGUGUUUGAUUGUUGAUCUGAAUGGAAAUUUGACUGGAAGCAAAGUGUCAAGGUCACCCAUUCUUAAACUCAAAGUGACAUGGGAGAUUGUGACUGAAGGGCUUGUCUCAUAACUUGCUCAAUCUUGACUGGACGAUCUGCUGUCAACUGGAUAUGUUUCUCAAGUCCAAUGAAGACACCUCUUAAGCUGACACUUACUGCUUUUUGUUGGACAUUGUGUCAUGAAUAACUUAGAAAGGAUUUUUUUGAUUUCAAGGACAAAAUUCCUGAAGUGAGAUGGAGUCUUGGUUGACUGACAAGUCCUCCUACCUGUAAAUGUGGACCUGCUUUCUUCAAACUUGUUAAGACUGUUCCUUUCUGUAAACCUCCACCUCAGAAGGAAGGAUGCGUUCCCCAGAGCCUCUCAAAUCUUUCCCAGCAGAGGCCCUCCUUCAUGGCCAGUUUGCCAGCUGGGGGUCUGGCAGUAACAGCAACAAUAACAGCUGCCCCAACAGCCCUGGUGGUCCUGGGGUGCUCUCCCCAGCUGCCUCACCUACUCCAGCUCCGGCCUCGAAUUAUGCCUUGACUCUCACACACACCCACAUACAUAUCCAGCGCCUUUCACCUCGGCCAGGAAAGGAAACCCGCCUCCUGCUGCCGUUGUCCGAACUCAUAGGCUGCAGCUGCCCUCGAGCACCUGCGCCCCCUCUGCUGGUGCUCUACUGGUACCCGCCGGGCAAGCGACGGAAAGGUGUGUCCCGUCGUAGGCAAGUGAGGGCCUACCUGGCAGAAAGCAGGCCUGAAGCUGAACGGUGGUCGGCUGCAAUCCAGUGUUUACUCAGAGGUGUGGCGGUCACUGCUGAAACAGAGUUUUCAAGGAGUCUCCUUCCCCGUCCCAGGCGACUACUGUUAUUGGUCAAUCCCUUCAGUGGGAGAGGACAAGCGAUGCAGUGGUGUCAGACACACAUCCUGCCAAUGAUCAGAGAGGCGAACAUCAGCUACAAUCUCAUUCAGACAGAGCGUCAGAACCAUGCCAGGGAGCUCAUUAGAGAAAUCUCUCUGCCAGAUUGGGACGGUAUCAUCAUUAUCUCUGGAGAUGGUCUGCUGCAUGAGGUGAUCAACGGGCUGAUGGAGCGCCCCGACUGGGAACGAGCAAUAAAGACGCCAGUUGGCAUUCUGCCCUGUGGCUCUGGGAAUGCCCUGGCUGGAUCCAUCAACCAUCACGCUGGGUUUGACAUGUGCCUUCGGGAACCUCUCCUUUUGAAUUGCUGCUUUUUGUUGUGUCGUGGUGAUGUUCGACCGAUGGACCUGGUCUCCGUGACGACAAGUCCCGGUCCUUCUAGCAACAGUCACCCAGCAGGACCUCGGAGACUGUUUUCAUUUCUCUCUGUUGCCUGGGGAUUUGUUUCUGAUGUGGAUAUUGAAAGUGAAAGGUAUCGGGGCUUGGGCUCCGCUCGCUUUACUCUGGGCACGCUGGUGCGCAUCGCUUCACUUCGGUCCUACAAGGGUCGACUGUCCUACCUACCUCCUCCUGUGGCCACCUCAUCACCAGAUGCCACACCUCCUCUGCCGAGGAGACCCUUGUCCCGUAGUAUCACUGAAGGUCUGGAAGGUUUCUGCAGAACUCCCAUCCACCGCACUUGCUCUGACAUGGGCAUCAGUGAACAAAGGAGUUUACGAAGGGGUGAAGGAGAGCGUGAAAAAGAGGAGCGGCAGAGAGAAAGAGAGAGAAGACGGGAGAGAGUCAGAGGAGGAGGAACUGGGGUGGUGAGGGCCAGCAGCUUGAUGGAAGACAGAGAGAGGGAAAGGGAAGGGGAGGCAGAGAUGGAAGCUGAAGAGGAACAAGCUGGGACCUGUUCUGAGAGGUCCGGUACAAGUUCUGAGUCAACAGAAAGGGAGGAAUGCGGCAUGGAAAGGGAAGGCAUGUUGGAUGGAAUCAGGGAUGAACCUGAAGAUGACUUGGAAGAAGAGUUGAGAAAGGAUGGCAAGCUCCAAAAAGGAUCUGAUGAAGGAGAAGCAUUAAUGCCUUCAACAGAGUGUUUCAAUUACCAGGAUGGUCUUCAGGAAUAUCGGCAUUCCUUGAGAAAGAAUUCGGCUCCCUCCAGUCAGAUAGUCAACACGCUUUACAGCCAGGAGGUGGAUGUGGGAUCCGACACCACGUACAGGGUGGAGGAAGUGGACCUGAAUGGAAGUUACUACCAGAAAGAGGCCUACCCUGUAGAUGUUGCACGGGAAAGGGCUCUCACCAUUUCUUCUCCCUUUCGGCACUCUCCCUUUGCCUACAAACCCCGAAAUGUCGAUCAAAACCAAAACACAUCCCGGCCUAGGCCCAUCUCACUGCUCCAGCACUCCCACUCGAACUCCCUCCCUCCAAAGCUCCCAUCCCUCUCUCUGUCACUUUCUCCUACGCCUCCUUCUUCUCCAUCUUGUGCCUCUCCACACUCCUCAUCCUACCUCGCGCCACGUCCCAACACCCCUGGUUCCUCCUCACCCUCGUCAUCUUUACGCACACCAUCCUCAUCUUUUAACUUUGACAUUGCAGAGCCAGCAGGACCCCACAAGAACCGUCCUUUAUUCUCACUGCCUUUAAAUCUCCCAAAUGAUGACUUGUUGCCCCCGCUUGAGCAGCCUCUCCCCACCAGAGACUGGGUGACCAUAGAGGGGGACUUUGUCCUGGUCUUGGCCCUUUAUCAGAGCCACCUUGGAGCUGACUUACAUGCUGCACCACAGGCCAGGUUUGAUGACGGGCUGAUCCACCUGACCUUUGUCCGGGCGGGAAUAUCCAGGGCCACUUUACUCAGACUGUUUUUUGCCAUGGAGAGAGGAACUCACCACACUGUCAGCUCACCCUACGUGAGCCACGUUGCCUGCAGGGCCUUCAGGCUACAGCCUCUGUCCACACGGGGGACACUCACGGUGGACGGAGAACUGGUGCCUUAUGGGCCACUUCAAGCACAGGUCAGAAUAAGGGGCGCAAGCACCACAAACAAAAACGUCAAACAACUCACUUUGUGUUUAUUCUAAUGUGGUUUCUUUAUUCAUCUCCUGCCUUUCUUCACAGGUUCAUCCUUCACUGGCCCGCCUCAUUGUUGGUGAUUCUGGAGUGAAGAUAACCAGAUUCUAAUCAGGGAUUGGUCCAGCUCAUUGACAGCACUCUACUGAAUUAUGUAAUCUGUUGCCAUGUUUACUUUGGAGAAUCAACGACUUAAAAUAGGCUGGAAUGCAGAAACUGCUCUCCAGAGGUUUAAUAUAAAGGGAUAACCCACCGAGCCACACGUCAUUGGAGCAGGGCCGCAGGGAUUAAUCUGAAAAUGGAUGAAAAUGCGCCUGAUUGCACAGCUGUUGGAUUACGCUCAGCGUAGCCUGAAGCAUGAACACUGCACAGCCUGGGAUAACAAGAGGGAAGAAACUAUUGAAUGUUUGCAUUUUGGGCAGACGGCGCAUGUGUUGUAUGUGUACAUGGACGCAUGCAUGCCAAGAUCUGUUUUGCCUUAUUGUGAGUUUGAGGGAAUCAGUGCUGACAAUGUUAAAUUAUUUCUGAUCACAUACCAUUUUUCCAUAUGAUUUUGACCAUACCUGUAAAAAAAAAUCUCAAAUUAUAAUGCCUUAUCUGCCAUUGGAGCGUGUAGUUUAAUAGUUUCUAAUCGCGACACUACCGCUAGAUUAUUUAUUGUGAACUUCCCAGCAGUGUCUGUGUUAGGCUACUGUCAAGAUCACUUUUAUCACUGAGGGCACUACCUAUCACUGAAGCGGCAGAAGAGAAUGUGGAUGCAAGUAAAGUAACAAAAAAUUUGUAUGCACGUGGUUGAGUGAACCAGAGCAAUGAUACUGUUGAACGGUGAUCAUUACUGACAUUUUUACAUAAUCUUGGUUUUCUUGGCCAGUAGAUGCACAAUGACGAUGUCAGACAUAGUACACUUUGCAACAUGUUGAACAUGUAAAGUCAAAACCAAUCAGUUGCCAGUGAGUUUAGAAUGUUUACGCUCCUCUACAUUCGUCAUUAGCUUGCCUGCUGCAGACAUCCACCAUGAAACCACGUGUCUGUUGUCCUGUGUGUUUUGCACCAGUAAGAUGAAGCGGCACAGGAUUCACAACACUAGACUGCUGCAAUACUUUGAUGCGUCUUAUGAAUAUAAGUGUUUUGUCAUAGGAAAUAACAUGCUAGAUGAAGGCUUUUAUUACACAAUUAUAAGGGAUUGCAUUUUGUGUUUUGAAUAAAAGGCCAAAAUAAAGAAGGGGAAACAUGUUGAUUGAAGUUUGACUGUGAAUAAGAGCUCAAUGGAGAUAAUGUGAGAAAUAAACCAGCAAUGCUUUCAGCAAAAAGCUUAUUUCCACUGAACAAAUCAUCCAUGGAGUGAAUUCAAAUAUUCCAACUUGGAGAGUUGCUUAUUUAUUAGUACAAUAAUCUGCUGAUCUUCUUGGUUGUAAUGGAUUUAUAAGAGCAUGUGCAGCUCCUCAAUCAAUGAGAUUGUGUCAGACCUGCUUGAGUCGCCACCGUACUGUACGUAUGUCUUGGUCAUGCCUGGAUUAUUAAUGCCUUUGUAUUAUAAGCCUGUGCAUUCUGGCUGAUGAUGAUGUUCAAACAUGAAGACACAAAAUUGAGUAAAGUCACUUUGCUC